Messenger RNA from Nelumbo nucifera (sacred lotus), 1243 nucleotides. RefSeq names its product prenylated RAB acceptor 1.H (gene PRA1.H). The record is from RefSeq and is a predicted model, not a curated record. Gene Ontology annotation, cellular component: endoplasmic reticulum; Golgi apparatus. Gene Ontology annotation, biological process: vesicle-mediated transport. NCBI's taxonomy places the organism in Eukaryota, Viridiplantae, Streptophyta, Magnoliopsida, Proteales, Nelumbonaceae.
AAAUUCCAUUUUCAUUUUUCCACAGAAAACAUCGACCAAACAAACCUCCGUCCGAAUGUCGAAAUGGCCUUCUCGGCGAACCCGUUAUCUCUAAGCGUCCCUGAGCCCGCCUUCGAGUCCUGGCUUCGCGACAGCGGUUACCUAGAAAUCCUCGACGAGCGAACCACCAACCUCGAUCGCUCUUCUUCCUCCUCUUCUUCCUCCGACCACCACCACCGCGUCACCAAUAGGACCACCGGCUCCACUACCACCGUCGCCACCGUCACCACUACCACCAAUGGCUUCUUCUCUAUUAUUUUCUCUUAUUUGGGUACCUUCUUUUCUCUCUUCACGCUAAACCCAUUUGCCAAGCUCACAACCGAUGACUUCGGCGGCGAGACCCCAUCCUGGACAUAUGGGUUCAUCGGACUCUGGGACUCCUACUCCUUGCCUUCCUCUCCUUCCCAGGCAAGGUUGAGGGUUCAGGAGAACUUGAAGCGUUAUGCUCGCAACUAUGCCACUCUUUCUCUCCUUUUAUUCGCGUGUACACUGUACCAGAUGCCGCUUGCCCUUUUUGGAUUGAUAUCUUGUUUGGCUCUUUGGGAUUUGUUUCGGUUCUGUAAUGAUAGGUGGAGGUGGGAACGGUACCCAUCUCUUCGCCAGAGUCUGCUUCGCACCACUCAAUGUGCAACUGCAAUUAUUCUGUAUUGCACCAAUGUUCAGCUAUCUCUCUUCUGUGCAAUUGCUGUGAGUUAUGCAGUCAUGCUUUUACAUGCCACACUUCGGAAGUUGACUCCUGCAAAGCAAGUUGCUCGGGUUGAUGGAAAUAAAAGAUCCCGACAAAACAAAAUAUAGAAGUUCAUACUUGUAGCAUCUCCUGUCCAAGUAUGAUUGAGAUAUCUUUGGCAUGCAUAGCUGCAAGAGUUCUGCAGGACGCCUCCAUAUUGCUAAAAGACAUGGAUGAUUGGAUGGCCCUGUCUCGAAGGAUAUCUGUAGAGGUUUCAGGCUCAUAUAAGCAUACGAUGCGUCUGAUUUUCUUUCACCUAUGGAACAUAUAGAUAAAAAAUUCUGCAUCUUGCCCUAUUGUAUUUUUGUCAAGAGUAGUAAUGUAGAUGAAAUACGGAAAAAUGAAGUUAUUUAUAUUUAGAUCAUCACGUCACUAAAAGAUGCUGGAGAGAAUUUAGGGUUGGUUAGGUUCACAGUUGGAAUUGGAAUGUUCUAUUCUCAUAGCCUGUUACAUGAGUCAGAAUCGAACUUGGAAUCA